This is a messenger RNA of Salvelinus namaycush (lake trout), 1903 nucleotides long. Its product is annotated as rhotekin-like. The transcript has 12 exons. NCBI's taxonomy places the organism in Eukaryota, Metazoa, Chordata, Actinopteri, Salmoniformes, Salmonidae. Gene Ontology annotation, biological process: mitotic cytokinesis; septin ring organization; signal transduction. Bases 1 to 1884 code for a protein of 627 amino acids. Gene Ontology annotation, cellular component: actomyosin contractile ring. The record is from RefSeq and is a predicted model, not a curated record.
AUGCCCAAGCAGGACAGUAACAUCCAGAAGAAGAUAGACCAUGAGAUCCGGAUGCGUGACGGGGCCUGUAAGCUGCUGGCUGCCUGCUCCCAGAGAGACCAGGCCCUAGAGGCCUCCAAGAGCCUGCUCACCUGCAACAUCCGCAUCAUGGCCUUCAUGUCAGAGCUGCAGAGGAUGAAGGAGGCCCAGGUCAUGCAGAGGGUCGCACUAAGGUCAGCGGAUGCAGGGCCCACGGACGACAGACUACCCUGUAAAGGAAAGGUGGCCAUCUCAGACCUGCGGAUCCCUCUCAUGUGGAAAGACACAGAGUACUUCAAGAAUAAAGGAGAGCUGCAUCGGUGUGCAGUGUUCUGUCUGCUCCAGGUGGGGGCGGAGAUCCACGACACAGACAUGGUGAUAGUGGACCGGACACUCACCGACAUCUGCUUUGACAACACCAUAGUGUUCAGCGAGGCCAGCCCGGGAUUUGAGCUGCGCGUGGAGAUGUACAGCUGCUGUUCAGAGGAGGACUACUCGACAGGGAGCACGUCUCGGAAACUAGCCAGCAAACUGAGCAGCUCUCUGGGCCGUUCGGCAGGGAAGAAGCUCCGCGUCGCCAUGGACCCUGGAGCCUGCAGCCCCAUCAGCAACGGAGGAGGAGCCACGCUGCUGCUGCCUCUGCCCACAGUGGUGGGACCGAAGUACCAUCUCUUGGCCCACACCACCCUGUCACUGUCACACGUCCAGGACAGCUUCCGCACACAUGACCUCAGCAUCUCGGGCAACGAGGAGUGUUCACACUGGGUGCCUCUCUACGGCAAUGUGUGUUGUCGCCUGGCUGCCCAGCCUCACUGUAUGACCCAACAGAUGAUGAGCGGCUGCUUGAAGGUCAAGUUUGGAGGUGACCCUCAGAGUUGGACAAACGUCUACGGCGUCCUUAAAGGGACAAACCUUUUCUGUUACCACCGGCAAGAGGAUGUAGAGGCUAACAUAGAGCCGGCUUUUACCAUUUCCAUCAAUAAGAAGACGAGAAUACGGGCGUCAGAGAAGGACCGCCACAAUAAGGCCCAGAGUAUCUGUAUCAGUAACCAUUAUGGAGGAGAGGAGGUGACACACACACUCUCAGCAGACAGUCGUGAAGACACACACCGCUGGAUGGAGGCCUUCUGGCAACAGUUCUAUGACAUGAGCCAAUGGAAGCAGUGCUGUGACGACUUAAUGAAGAUUGAGCUGCCAUCGCCCCGGAAACCAACCCUGGUCACAUCGAAACAGGGUUCUCUUUACCACGAAAUGGUUAUUGACACCUCUGAUGACAUCAGUACGGUGACGGACAUCCUGGCGCGGCGGAUGGAGGAGCUGGAGCUGAGGAGCCAGCUGGGGACCUCUCCUCCCUGGAUGUCCCUGUUCGAGGAGUCUCCUGGUUGCCCCCGCACCCACAACCGCCUCCCCCACAGCCCCCUGCGCUGCCCCCGGCCCGGCCUGCUCUCCUCAGAAGCCAGCCUGACCUCGGACAGCGACAGCCCCUGCAGCACCAGCCCUUGCUCCCGCUACAGUGGCUGGGCAGAGCCCCUCUCCCUCUCCUCCCCCUCCUCACACUUCCGCCCCCGCACCCUCUCCCUGGACGCCAAGCUCAGCACCCUCAGGGGCAGGGGGUAUGGAGGGGUGUUACAGUGCUCCUGUCAGCCCCCCUCCUCCUCCUCCCUUGCCCCCAUCCCAGCCCAAUGCGUCCCCCAGGCCACCCUGUCCUGCUCCAGCUCUACCUCCAGUAACAGCUCCAGCGAGGGCAGCCACAGCCCUGAGUUGUCAGACGGCACCCCUUUCUCACGCCCCUCUUCGGCCCGUCAGAGCCUCAGGAACUUGAGGGCUAAACUGGACCCCCGGAAUUGGCUCCAGAGCCAGGUAUAACCCAGCUCAGACCCCACUC